AUGCUAGAGAUCCAGGACGUUGAACAAGCUAAACUCAAGUCGUUCACUUGGAUGAAACAUCUCGUAUCUACGGCAAGAAGCUUUAUGGAGAACACGGCGAUGCCUAUCGUCCUCCACGAGGUCGAUACAAACCUGUUCGACAAGCAGCAGUUCCAAUAUGUUACCAUCUCCUACCCCUGGCAUCCGGUACCAUACGAAUCUGGCAAAUGUAAGAACUUUCGGAUCAGGACGCUCGAAGGUGACGAACAUCCCAGCGUCGUCCGCGACACGAUCAUGCGGCGCGCUGUUCACUACGUGCAACAUCAUCACCUGAAGGGCUUUUGGAUUGACCACGAGUGUCUUGAUCAAGAGGACACCGUAAAGCACCAGAUCGCAAUGCACUCGAUGGACCGACUCUAUGCGGAAAGUCCCUGCUCGGUCGGCAUGCUAACGACCAAAGUAGACCGUCAGUGGAAGCUGAAUGCUCUGAGUGCACUGCUGGAUGGAUCCCUCUUUCGAGGCACAGGAGAUGAGACUGUCGUGACUGCGCCGCCGUCUCUCGAAUCGGCUGGCUUCUGGCGAGUGCUGAAGUGGUUUGUCCGUCUCGUCUCCGAUCCCUGGUGGCGGCGAUGCUGGAUCUUUCAGGAGGAAUACUGCGCAGGUCGGAGGAUGUCCAUCCUCAUUCCAUGCGAGCCGAGCUUACAACAGAACACUCCAGAGUUUGGAACGAUGCGUGGCGAGCUCGAGAUACCGGCCAUCGAGCUGCGCACUCAACUCACCGUUUUUGCCUUGGCUUGUCAACGUGACGCUAGACUGGACGCGAAACAGAAACACUUUGUGCAAAAGACCAUACUGCAUAAAGCGGAGCGAUACCAGACGUCCUACCAGCAUGGAAGGCACCGGGGACAUACCUUGUCGGCCAUCAUCAUGGCAGACCUCCAACGACGCCGUAUCAAGUAUCCACGGGAUUUUCUUGCCGUUUCGGCCAACUGCUGUGCUUAUAGCAGACGGCUCGACGAGGAAGCGCUAGACCAGCACGAUGAAGUCAGCCUGGGGCUGUCCUUAUUCGUUCAGGCACUUAUCAACGGAGAAAUUCUGGUCAACCAGAAGCACACCUGUCGAACAUUUCGUCGAGGCUUCGCUGCAUUCUUCCAUCAGCAGAUAUUCAGCGCGGUGCAACCCCCAAUGGGAAUGGACACCCUCACUUUCCUCAAACAUUGCCGCCUCACGAAUAUACAGUUGUGUCAUGAAGGAAUAGCGACCACAGGAUAUCUUUGGCGGAUCACAGAUGCUCUGAAGGUCGGCAGCGUGGAAGCAAGAUACCAAUUCCCUUCCCACCAAAGCUCCACACAGUCGUGCGACAGCCUAUGGGCAUGUUUGAAUCAGCUUGCUCAGAGGAUAGCAUCGUCGCACCCCUCGUUAGCCAGUCGGCUGAGUCACUUCAUAUCGGAGAGGAAGACAAGGUCUAAUCUAGCGGUUCGAGACGAGUUUAUGGUGGCCAUGGCCAAAGAAGUGGCUCGUGCCUGGAGCGACAAACGCAGGCUUGUCGUUGGUGAGCUUCUAAGUCAUGGCACUGGUUGUGGGCUCUUUGUCGCAACAGACCCACAUGAUCUGCCCCGCCAUGUCUUCACCUCAUGGCACAAUGCUUCAGGUUCACCUUUCCGAGAUACGCAAGAGCCAGUCGACAAACACGUGUCGCUGGAGCUUGACGUGGAGGCAGACCUCAGCGACCGAGGACUUCCGCGACUGAGAACCAGGAGAUGGAUCAACGGACUCUGCUUCUUCAGUCAAACAGCGGAACAAGAGGUUGUCUUUCCAUGGCCAGAUUCAUUCCUAUAG
Messenger RNA from Lithohypha guttulata, 1818 nucleotides. RefSeq lists its product as uncharacterized. The transcript is spliced from 2 exons. NCBI's taxonomy places the organism in Eukaryota, Fungi, Ascomycota, Eurotiomycetes, Chaetothyriales, Trichomeriaceae. Bases 1 to 1818 code for a protein of 605 amino acids. The record is from RefSeq and is a predicted model, not a curated record.